Messenger RNA from Selaginella moellendorffii, 1956 nucleotides. RefSeq lists its product as uncharacterized. Lineage: Eukaryota; Viridiplantae; Streptophyta; Lycopodiopsida; Selaginellales; Selaginellaceae. Gene Ontology annotation, molecular function: oxidoreductase activity. The transcript has 3 exons. Bases 18 to 1883 code for a protein of 621 amino acids. The record is from RefSeq and is a predicted model, not a curated record.
UAUGCUCUAGGGCACGGAUGAGGAGGACAUUCCCCACAGCCCUAGGAGGAGGUAGAGCGUCCCCGCCGCGGCCCAUCGCCAGGGCUCCCCAUUUCCAGCGUUCAUGCCACCGCCAGCAGCAGGAAUGCUGCACCAUGGAGGCGGCGGAGAUUGCGAGUGUGAUCAAGUAUCACGAGGCGACCAAGCAUUCUCUAACAAGGUAUGCUCGCGGCCCGCGUGGCCUGGAUUGGAUCAACCAGCCCGAUCCAUUUAGGCGCUACCAGGGAGCUCAAUUGGCGCCCCUGGAUCAUCUCCCGCCGGACGAACAAGCAAAAGAGGACGCUCCUCUUUCGUAUCCCAGUGUCUUCAAGCUCGCGGUUGCUCCAAGGCCUGUUACCAAGCGGACGCUCUCGCAACUGCUUUACGAUUCUCUGGCGCUCUCCGCGUGGAAAUCAGCAGGGGGAUCGACAUGGUCGCUCCGUGUGAAUCCCAGCAGUGGAAAUCUCCACCCCACCGAAGGAUAUGUUAUCAGUGGUCCGGUUACUGGCGUGUGUGACUCGCCAUUCAUUGCUCACUACGCGCCCAAGGAGCACGCAUUGGAGAUUCGAGCACAGAUGCCUCCGUCAACUUGGAAGGAGCUCUCCAUGGAUUUCCCGCCGGGUUCUUUUUUCGUCGGCCUGUCCUCCAUCUUCUGGAGAGAAGCUUGGAAGUAUGGGGAGAGAGCAUUCAGGUACUGCAACCACGACGUCGGGCAUGCUAUAGGAGCCGUGGCCAUUGCGGCGGCAACACUUGGCUGGAAGACGAAGCUUGUCGACUCGUGGAGUUCCAGCGACUUGCGACUUUUGUUGGGAUUGCCUCGAGAUGACGCGUCGGCCUCGGACAGCAGUGAUGUUGCCAAAGGACACUUUCCGGAGCUAGAGAACGAGCAUGGAGACUGCGUCAUGCUUUUGUUUCCGAGCGACAAGGCAGUUCCCUCCAACUGGUCUCCGUCUACAGAGCUCGUCUGUCAGCUUUCCAAACUGGCUUGGAAUGGCAAGCCCAACUCGCUGAGCCGAGAACACGUUCGCUGGGAAAUCAUUUAUCGGGCAGCACAGGCAGCCAAGAAGCCAGCGCUCGCAGAGUCGUCGUCAACUGGCUUCAUGGAGGCGAGCCGCGAGCAGACAAGCCGAGAAACUUGCUUUCGACAGUUUGCUUCGUCAUACGGCCGGGCUACUAUCCGUCAUGUUGUCCGGACACGCAGGAGUGCAGUCAGCAUGGAUGGUCAAUACGGCAUGCACAGAGACGCUUUCUACCAGAUUUUACUCAAAACAAUGCCCUGUCUAGGGACGCAUAAGCAGCUACCAUUCUCAUCGCUUCCCUGGGAAGCAGAGGUGAGCAUGGCGUUGUUUGUUCACAGAGUUGCCGAGAUGAAGCAGGGCCUUUACUUACUCAUCAGAAAUCCUUUGCACGAAGAAGAUUAUAGAGCGGACUUGAGGCAAGAUUUUGUGUGGGAAAAACCAGCAGGAUGCCCGUCAGAGCUUCCACUUUAUCUUCUUGCGAGAGGAGACUGUCGGAGCAUUGCCGAGCGACUGUCUUGCCACCAGGAUAUUGCGGGCGAUGGAUGCUUCAGCCUCGGAAUGGUGGCAAGAUUUGAGGAUUCUCUCAAAGAGCAUGGUGCUUGGAUGUAUCCGCGGCUCUUUUGGGAAGCUGGCUUGCUUGGUCAGUUGCUCUAUCUUGAAGCACACGCAGUUGGCAUAUCCGCGACUGGUAUUGGAUGCUACUUCGAUGAUUCUGUGCAUCAAGUACUCGGCAUCAAGGACAGAAAAUUCCAGAGUCUCUACCAUUUUACGAUUGGAGUGCCCGUUUUGGAUACGCGCAUUUCGAGCCUGCCUGCAUACCCAUCCACGAAAUCGAAGACGAACUAGCGGAUAGAGUCAAUAGGUAUAUAUAAAAGCUCAUUCAUCAUAAACGUGAUAUCCGGACUUGUGUGGUCAGCUA